UAAUAUACUAAGAUUCACAAAUUUCUUUCUCAGAAAUACAGUCCUCUGGGCGGAAUCUGGGCCCAGUUUUCAUCAAACUUGUUAUCAAUACCAAGUGCCAAACUGAUGGAACAAAUUUCUUCCCUGCCAAUCAUAAUGCAAUGACUUCAGUAACUUAUAUCUGAUAUUCUUACCCUGUCACUCAUAAUACGUGUUAUGAACCAGGGUCCCAAUGUAAGCUUGUUGUUAUUCACAUUCAUAUCAUUUUAUUCAUGAAGUGCACCGGUGCCUAUCAAUUGUCAUAAUUUGUUCCUUCUUGCCUGCUAUACUUCUGCACUGUAUGCGUGCAUGCAUGUAAGUUGCUAUUGAAAUUGUAUUUAUGCAUACCAAUGCAUGAAUGCCAAAAUGCGCAGUAGUUUGAAGUUGGACCAGACGCCAUUUUCAUUGCAUCUGACGCACUUGUUCUUCUUCGGACAACGUUUUAAUUAUCGGAAAAGUGUCACGUGGUCAGCUUUCUCUGGGAAUUUACAUCACACAGGUCAAUACUCUGAUCAGCAUGGCUUCUGAAUUGAGCUCUGUAGAGGGCGUCUGUGAAGGAGACGACUGUGAGGCGAAUGCAGAUCUUACUUUCUAUGUGAAGGAGAAGAAGAAGCUCUGCCAUGACUGCGCCUCUAAAAUGGAGUGCUUAGGAAUAGCAAGAAAGGGUAUGCCUUAUCUGUACUGUGAAAAACACGAUAAACAUAUCGAUAUGUACUGUAAAACACAUUGCGUGGGUUUAUGUGUUUCAUGCGCUGUGAUAGAUCACCAUGAAAAGCCUUGCGUGCGACAGGAUUUAGAGGACGCAAUCAUGGAAAUUAAAGCUAAGCUCAACAUUCUGAAGAAAAAGGCGAUGGAGAAGUUAGAGUUAUGUCGAGUCCAUGGAAAGCACAUUCGUGAGUGUAGACAAUCCGCCGACGAACAUCUGCAGAGUAUCAAAGAAAAGGUUGAUUCCGUAAUCGAAAAGGCGAUUGCAAGCGACAAAGUCAGGGAACAGGAGGAUACUGCUAAAAUCGACCAGGAGAUUGAUGGGAAAAACCAAAAACUCCAAGAAGAGAUUCAAAAGAUGCAGGAUAAGAUUCGAGAGAACGAUGAGGAGAGAAAGAAGCGACAUGAUGAAAACAACACAAAUGCAGAUAAAAGACAAGAACCAAUACAAAAUAAACAAUGCGAACUUCAUGCUGACAUUCAGACCAUCGCUCAAGAGAUCAAGAGAAAGGUUGGCGAGUUGGAGAAAUCAUGGCAAGAUGACACGAAAAGCACAGAGAAUGCAAGCCAGACACUUGACUCGGUACUCGAAGACGAUCAAAACAUUGUCAAAGACGGGCAUCGUGUGAAUACAUCAGUUAGUGAUACACUAAAAAAGCCACUGAAUGAGGAUGAGGUGAAAGAAAUGAAUCGUGUUGUAUCAGGUGUGAGGUUUGUGAAGGGUGCUGGGAGGGAGAUGAAGUAUGAUGGGAGGAUUGAUGGGUAUGAUGGCGAGUGGAAGCUCAUUGAUACAAUCAAUGUGACAAAUGAAAUCACAUACCCGAUCAUUGUAGGAUGCAUGGAUGGAUGCAAUAUUAUCAUUACAGAUAGACUAGCAGGUAGUUUGCAUACAUACAUGUUGAAUUUGAACACUAAACAUAUUCAGAGGGUGAUAAACGGUGGUGAUACAUCAUGGGUUAUGUCCUGUGCAGUACUGAAUGAUGACAAGGUAGUAUGCGGUAGAGCGUACAGAGGUAGUACAGGAGACAGUUUGAAUGGAUGCAUCAGUGUGUAUGGCAGACAGUGGAAGCUCAUUACUGACGUCACAAUACCAAGAAACACGACGGGUAAUGUCACACAGGUGAAUGUUGCAGCUGACAAGGAUGGGAUGAUCAUCGCUGCUGAGGUGAGUCAGUCUAAGAUAUACGUCAUCGACCCAGCUGAUGGUAAGAGUACCAUCACGUGUAAAGAGAAGAUAAGGAUGUGUGAUAUGCUUUCAUCAGGUCACUUCAUCGCUCGACCCUCACCACCAGAUCGCAGAGCGCUCAUCAUUGACAGAGAGGGUGCUCAAAGGGAAAUCCCCCACAAUGAUGUCACCCUGAAUGUCUGCGUUGAUCCUAAUACUGAGGACCUCUACGUCAUGACAUCAGACGAGGGAUUCAAAACAUGUGUGAUUGAUCAGGUGAUGAGUGAGGGUGCUAUGAAGAAGAGAAGAGUAGCAUCAUUCCCUCUGUCAACAAGGGCGGAGAAGGGAUUUGACUUGAGGAAUCACCUUAUUUAUUCUCGAGUGAUGAUGACGUCAUCCGGGAAGAUGAUUGCUUGCGAUAGAGACAAUAUUCUCGUAUUCAGAAAGCUAUUCAGCCUCUAAACUAAUCAUAAACAGUCUUUACAUUUGAUUUUUGAUCACUACUUUGGUGGAAGAAUACUACAUGUAUUUCAUCAUUUACCUAACCUCAUAAAACUCCCAAUGAAUUGAAGAAAAAUGUUUGAAGGGAACGUUGAUUCGUAAAAUUAUUCAGUCAGCAAUAAUUCUUUCUUCAUGUUCCCGUUCUAUAUCCGCCUCAUUCAAACUUUUCAAUUAUUCGUAACGGGUGAAUGAAAUAGUUUUAUCGAGUCAUUUAUUUGAUUACAUUGCGAACAUAAUUAUUCUAUUCCGAGGGUACCGUGGACAACAACAUAUCUUGGCAGAGUUUUAGUCCCUAAAUCCUGGCUCAAUACGUAGAGGACAAUCCCGAUAUGGAGAACAGUGCAGAUAAUCAUUCAAAUAGAUAUACAAAAUGUGGAAGGUCAUAUUUUAAAAUAUCUCAGAAAAAGUAGGGAUAUUCGCGGACUAUCCAUUAUAGGUUUACAUUACAGGUUAAAUCUACCCGUUUAGUAUCAACGAACCGCGCGCGUCCCGGAUUCACUCUUUUAUUAAUUAACAUGAAAAACUUCUUCCCAAAAUUUGAGGUCAGACUGGCAAAAGGCCCUGAAUUUAGCAUGAAAAAUAUACUGAAAAUCAAAUGUAAAAAUGUAUUGUGUCUUGCUGUAGUCGAUUUUAUCUCACCAUGGAUUGCAUUUAUC
This is a messenger RNA of Strongylocentrotus purpuratus (purple sea urchin), 3045 nucleotides long. RefSeq lists its product as uncharacterized. Bases 536 to 2350 code for a protein of 604 amino acids. The transcript is spliced from 2 exons. Gene Ontology annotation, molecular function: zinc ion binding. Lineage: Eukaryota; Metazoa; Echinodermata; Echinoidea; Camarodonta; Strongylocentrotidae. The record is from RefSeq and is a predicted model, not a curated record.